ACGACGUGUUUUGUAUCGCACAAACAACUGGACAUACAACAAAAACAAGCCGAGAAACAAAAAAAAACAUGCUGUAAAACAACUUGUCCUUGCGUUGCCAGGAUGAAGACUUGAAGAUAUUUUGACUUUGAGAGAUUAACAUCUUGUCGGAUGACCUGGGACCCGCUGAGCUGAGAGAGAAGACUCGACGAUGGACUCCUUCAGCACUAAGAGCUUAGCCCUGCAGGCGCAGAAGAAGCUGAUGAGCAAGAUGGCCACCAAGAGCAUGGCCAACCUCUUCAUCGACGACACCAGCAGCGAAGUGCUGGACGAGCUGUACCGUGUCACUAAGGAGUACACCCGCAACCGCAAAGAGUCGCAGAAGAUCAUCAAGAACCUGAUCAAGAUGGUGGUGAAGCUGGGAGUGCUCUACAGAAACAAUCAGUUCAGCAGCGAGGAGCUGAUCCUGGUGGAGACCUUCAGGAAGAAAGUCCACACUCUGGCCAUGACGGCGGUCAGCUUCCACCAGAUCGAGUUCACCUUUGACCGCCGGGUCAUGAGCGCCAUUUUGAAUGAGUGCCGGGAACUGCUGCACCAGGCCAUCAAACGCCACCUGACAGCCAAGAGCCACUCGCGCGUCAACCACGUCUUCAAUCACUUCGCCGAUUGCGACUUCCUGGCAGCUCUCUACGGGCCCUCUGAGGUUUAUCGCGCUCACCUGCAGAGAAUCUGUAACGGCGUAAACAAGAUGCUCGACGAGGGGAACCUCUGACCUCUGUAGGCCUUGUUAUGAGGCACCUUUACCUCUAGUCACCCCUCAUGUACCAUCUUGCAGGAUUUUUUUUUUUUUUUUAAGGUGACAAUCAUGAACAUUUAUUUUUUCAUUUGUUGGUUUGUGAUUGUGUGUGCCUUUCAAAUGUUACUGUAACACUGAAACUCUCUUGGCUAGUUAGUCCAAAGUCUAAUUCCUCUUCAGCCUGACUUUGUUUUUUGUUAUUUUAAA
This is a messenger RNA of Scomber japonicus (chub mackerel), 982 nucleotides long. RefSeq names its product tumor necrosis factor, alpha-induced protein 8-like 1 (gene tnfaip8l1). Gene Ontology annotation, cellular component: cytoplasm. The coding region runs from base 191 to 751 and encodes 186 amino acids. The transcript has 3 exons. The record is from RefSeq and is a predicted model, not a curated record. Lineage: Eukaryota; Metazoa; Chordata; Actinopteri; Scombriformes; Scombridae. Gene Ontology annotation, biological process: regulation of apoptotic process.